AUGUCAAUUUCUAACUUGGAUUCAUCAAGAGAAUCCAAUUCGAAAUCUCAACUUUAUCCUUUACCCAAACUAACUAUUUCUUUAACCAAAACUUUAUCAAAUGAGUUUGCUUUAACGAAUACGACACUUUCGACUUCAAUCUCUUCAGCUCCUCCUCCUGAACGUGAAACUUGGUUAGGUUCAUUUACUUCGGGAAUCGGUUUAUCUUCUAAAUCUCGUAAUACUCCAAACGAAGCUCCAAUCGUGAUUGCUGAUCUGUCUGAUAGACCAAAAGCUGGGAUUCUAUUAAAUUCAGUACCUAAUACUCCUCAAAUCACACCUUCUCAAUCAACUGAUCGAUCAUCUCAACCACCUACUCCUGCUCUAUUACCUCAACCAUCAAUCAGUUUAUCAAGUUCAUUACCAUCCAAAAACUCAAUGUCAUUUCAAUUACCACCUCCUUCUUCUGAUCAAUCCAACACGCAUACUCAAUCCCAUGAUCAAUCCAAUCAAACUCGUCAAGCUCAUUCUCGUAGUCUGACCAUCAAAUUCGCUCCUCUACCUGAUCCUCGCUCUAUGAAACAAAGAUCUUAUUCAAUGGGUGGUGAUCCACAUUUCAAUCAUGAAACUCUACCUGAUGGUUCGACCGGUGAUCCUCCCUCCGCACUUCGACCUAGAGAUUUAGAUCCACUUCUGAUCAAUGAGAAUCACCCAUCAGAUCAUCCGUCCCUCAAUUCGGCUCAACCUUCUUCUUCUCUUCAACCCGCUUCUUCAACCGAGAAUCAAAGUUUUUCAUCUCAUACAUCCGGUCCUCAUCAAUCAAUCCAACCUAUCCAUCCUUCCAACUUACUCAACUCACCUGGUCCAUCAGCUCUCCAUCAGAUUCCUAAUAACACAAUCUAUCAUACACCUACUGGAUCGACUUCAGUCUCAUCACUAGCAACCUCAUCGUGUCAUCCACCUUCUACACUUCCUACGGAAUCCAUCUCAAGGAAACUCUUUAAUGCAGUUUCAAAACAACGCAAACCACGUUCAUUGAACACAUCCUCAUCUAAUCUAAGUUAUGCAAGUAGUUCAGAGUCUGCAAGUUAUGGUGCACCUUUACGACAGACUCGUUCGGUUGAAUCGUCUUAUAGUAUCAGUGCAAGAAGUUCGGCAAGUGAUUCGAUGCCGAGUUGUCUUCGAAACCCGAUCUUGAGAAGAACUAAAUCCAAGGAAGAACCUUUGGAACAAAGACCACGUAGAAGAGCCCAGUAUCCACCAGUUGCUCAACGUAAAGUUCAUAUGGGAGGAAGUCGAGGUGGAGCAGGAAGGGUGUCGAUAAUUGAAGAACCUGCGUUUGACGAAUGGGGUGUAGCUGGUGGAUCGGUCAAAGGAAGAGCCACAGGUACUUCAACAAGUGCUAGUUCAGUUUCCGAUUUCGGUUCGGUUCGUUCAGCUAUCGUUGCUGAUGAUGAUGGAAGUGGGAUGGCAUGGUUAAGGAAAAGAAGACAAGAACGUGAAGAGAAAGCUCGUCGAGAAUCAGAUGCUAAAGUAGGAACUGGGGAUGAGUCUACGACUCCUACGACUUCUGCUUCUCAUAAUAUCACGCAUCAACAAUUGGCUUCUGUACCAACCGAAAGAAAUGAAGAACAAGAAAUCUUACAACCUUCUGUUACACCUCAAGCUGUGACUCUUCCACCGAUUAACACCUCAAAUGCAGAACUUUCAGAAUCGUCUGCAUCAGCUCCAACCAGCAAAAGUUCAGCCGUCACCAGCACAGGCUCAAACACAACCGAUGGUGUUGAAGCUAUCCGAACAAAAGAAGAAGAAGAAGAGGAAGAACAGGAAGAAGAAGAAGAAGACGAAACCGAACAAGUCCUUGACGAAGAAGAAGAAGAAGAAGAAGAAGAAGACGAUGAAGAAGAGAUCAGAAAAGAAGACUUGUUACAAGCUAAGGUCUUAGCUGAAUCACCUUUUGUAAAAGGAGUUAAAGAAGUUUAUAAAGACUAA
Messenger RNA from Melampsora larici-populina 98AG31, 1971 nucleotides. RefSeq lists its product as uncharacterized. NCBI's taxonomy places the organism in Eukaryota, Fungi, Basidiomycota, Pucciniomycetes, Pucciniales, Melampsoraceae. The coding region runs from base 1 to 1971 and encodes 656 amino acids. The transcript is spliced from 3 exons. The record is from RefSeq and is a predicted model, not a curated record.